GAUGGAUAAGCUCGGCUGUUGCCGCAUGUAAUAGCAGCAUCUCUUGAUUUCAGUUUUUCUCUGCAUCUGAGCCGCCCUCUCAAAUCACAGGUUAUGCCACCCCAAAGGCUUCUUGGAUCCCCAGCCGUGAAAGAGAAGGGCUGAUCCCUGUCCUCCUCUAGGUUCCUGCUGCUUUACACCCCAUCUUCCCCCUCCUUCCCUCAUGCUUAUACCUCUCUCUCUACGACACUAACCCAGCCUGGCUCUCACAUCCCACCCUUAGCCACCUUUGUCACCUUGUACCUAUUGUCACAUCUCAUCAUAUCAACCUACUUGCAGACCCCCACCCAUAGCAAAUCCAUGCACAGGGUCUCAUCCUAGUUUUACUCCAGAGGCACUAGCAUACUUUCCUGCAGGCCCCUGCUCCCUCCGGAGGUCUUGUAGCCUUUACCUACUGGGGGCUUGGUAGACCACAUGGCUACAGGAGGUCAUGCCCCUGAAUUAGAUGUGUUGAUCAACCUACAACAGGUGAAAGUGGUUGAGGAAGAUGAGGAUGUGUCUGAGGAAGAACAAGGGGAAGAAGAGGAGGAAGAGAACUGGGAGAAAGCCCUGUCCGUGGAGCGCUUCGGAGACAUCAUCAGUGACUCUGCUUCCACCAGCGGGGAGAGGAUGGGCCGACAUUACACUGAGAAAGACUUUGAGUAUCACAGGCAUACCUUUCACCACACCCACCACCCGUUGUCCACCCACUUGCCCAUUCCCCCACGACUACGCAAGAGGGUGCACAGCACGGACAGACGUCGGAAAAAGAAACGGAAGAAAAAAAGGACCUCACUGCCCCCAUCCGAUGUUACCCCCACCAUACAAGAGGUAGAUGAGGAAGUGUUGGAGUCAGAGACGGAGGAACAUGGGGUGGCCACCACCCCCACAGACCUACUUGAUAUCCAGCCAAAGUUUAGUUUUGGGAGCCAAGAGGAAUUGGAGGAACCCCUUCCACUUGCUACCCUCCAAAUGGAAAACGAAGAACAUCCACAGUCGAGGAAGGCCGCAAUCACAUUGACAAAGGAGGCUGUUCAUAAUGGAGGAAUGACUGUUCAUGGACAGCAUGAUGAGAUGGCUGGAGAAGAAGCAGCCUGCAACAGAGCGACCACAGGCUCAGAUCUCUCAAGUUCAGCUGCAGCCCGCGGCUGGUUCUCCAGGAAGCCCCUCCAUCAUCGUCUACCGGGCGCCCAGCGAAACAACUAUGACCUACGGGAACGGAUCUGUAUCGGCAGCAUGACGGCUCUCGAAACCGCCAUCUACCAGCAGGUCCCCACUGAUGAGGCUGAGGCCCAAAUGCUGGUCAGCGCUGACCUGGACGACAUGAAAAGUCAUAGAUUUGAGGACAACCCUGGGGUACGACGCCACCUCGUGAAGAAGUCAUCCAGAUGUCAGAUGACGCGGGCCAGCCACAGCUCCACACCGUUAUGCAGCUUGAAGAAGAAGAAGAGGGCUUCUGAUAAGAAAAUUCAUGAGUUGUUUGUUGAGCUGAACGAGCUGAUUGUAGAGAAGGACCAUGAAAUGCGCUGGAAGGAGCGGGCUCGCUGGAUCAAGUUUGAAGAGGACGUGGAGGAGGAGACGGAUCGCUGGGGCAAGCCUCAUGUAGCCUCUCUGUCAUUCCGCAGCCUGCUGGAGCUUCGCCGCACCAUUACACAUGGUGCCAUCCUUUUGGACCUGGACCAGAACACUCUUCCUGGCAUCGUCCACCUGAUGGUGGAGACAAUGAUCAUCUCAGAUCAGAUCAGAGCGGAGGACAGACCCAGUGUACUUCGUGCUCUGCUUCUCAAACACAGUCACCCAAGUGAUCUGAAGCACCGUUUUCACCGCCACCACUCCACCAGCAGCCUCCAUGGCAGCUUCAAUCACAACCACAUCCAGGACACCAGUCUGCCGCUGGUGGCCGAAGAGCACGAGGAGCACGUGGACAGCAAGGGGCCGGAGUACGACCCCAAGCAGGACGUGUUCGUCAGCUUGUUUAAAUCUCUCCACCCUCUGCCUCCUGAGAGCCAUCCAGCUGCAGCCAGAUCCAUGAAACUGCUCGCCAAGAUUCCCAAAGACGCAGAAGCUGUCAUUGUUUUAGUUGGCUGUGUUGAAUUCCUGGAGCAGCCGGCCAUGGCUUUUGUUAGGCUGAAUGAGGCGGUCCUGCUGGAGUCGGUACUCGAGAUCCCCGUCCCCGUUCGAUUUCUUUUUGUCCUGCUUGGCCCCACUCAGUCCAAUGUGGACUACCAUGAGAUUGGACGCUCCUUUGCCACUUUAAUGUCUGACAAGAACUUCCAUGAGGUGGCCUACUUUGCUGACGACAGGCAGGACCUCCUGAACGGCAUCAAUGAGUUUUUGGAUUGCAGCAUCGUCAUCCCACCCUCGGACGUGGCGGGCAAAGACCUCCUGAAAACAGUGGCUGACUUCCAGAAGCAGCUGUUGCGCAAGAGAAAAGAGAGAGAAGGGAAGAAGCACCAGUCCUUGUUUGGUGCGGAGCAGGACAAUAAAGACAUCAUUCCAGAGGAAGAGGAGGAAGAGGACCAGGAGGUGGACCCCUUAAAGCGCUCAGGGAUCCCGUUUGGAGGACUGAUCCAUGACAUUCGCCGACGCUAUCCACACUAUGUCAGUGAUUUGAAAGAUGCCCUGGACAUGCAAUGCCUUGCUGCCGUCAUUUUUAUCUAUUUCGCCGCACUGUCACCCACUAUUACCUUUGGAGGCCUGCUGGGAGAGAAAACAGAGGGCUUAAUGGGAGUGACUGAACUCAUUGUUUCAACAGCCACUCUUGGAAUUAUAUUCUCUCUGCUAGCUGGUCAGCCCCUUCUCAUAAUUGGUUUUUCAGGACCCUUACUAGUAUUUGAAGAAGCCUUUUAUGGGUUUUGUCAGGCGUAUGAAUUUGAGUACCUGACUGGUCGGGUGUGGAUUGGUUUCUGGCUCAUCUUUAUCGUUCUAGUCAUUGUGGCAGCAGAGGGCAGCUUUCUUGUUCGCUACAUCUCACCCUUUACGCAGGAGAUCUUUGCAUUCCUCAUCUCCCUCAUCUUCAUUUAUGAGACUUUCUCCAAGCUCCUCAAGGUGUUUAGGGAGCAUCCCCUAAUGGCUAUGUACCCCACUGACUCUACUGCACCUUUUGAGGUUCAUAAUAUUGAAGUCUUCAACCAGCCCAACACUGCUCUUCUGUCUCUGGUGCUCAUGAUGGGCACUUUCUUCGUCGCAUUCUUCCUCAGGAAGUUCAGAAACGGUCGCUUUUUAGGUGGCAAGGCCAGAAGAAUUAUCGGGGACUUUGGCAUCCCUAUUUCAAUCUUGGUUACAGUAUUAGUGGAUUACAGCAUAACUGACACUUACACACAGAAACUUGAUGUGCCAUCAGGCUUUUCAGUCACAUCUCCUGAGAAGAGAGGCUGGUUCAUCAGUCCCUUUGGUGACAAGCAGCCAUUUCCAACCUGGAUGAUGGGAGCAUCUAUUGUCCCUGCUCUUCUUGUCUUCAUUCUCAUUUUUAUGGAAACUCAAAUCACUUCACUGAUAGUUAGUAAGAAGGAGCGCCGCCUGCUUAAAGGCUCAGGCUUUCAUCUUGAUCUCCUGCUCAUUGUCAUCCUCGGGGCCCUCUGUCCCCUCUUCGGCCUGCCCUGGCUCACCGCAGCCACCGUUCGCUCUGUCACUCAUGUCAACGCUCUGACUGUCAUGAGCAAGGCCACAGCUCCUGGCGAAAAGCCCAUGAUCCAGGAGGUGAAAGAGCAGAGGGUGACCGGGUUACUUGUGGCUGUGCUUGUUGGUUUAUCCAUGGUGAUGACCGAUAUGCUGCGCCUCAUCCCUCUGGCUGUUCUUUUUGGUAUCUUCCUCUACAUGGGGGUCACCUCUCUGACAGGGAUCCAGCUGUACGAGCGCAUUACGCUCAUGUGCACUCCUGCCAAGCACCACCCUGACCACAUCUACGUCACCAAGGUGAAGACAUGGCGUAUGAACAUGUUCACUGCAAUCCAGCUGACGUGCAUCGUGGCUCUGUGGGUAGUUAAGUCCACUGUGGCCUCCCUGGCAUUCCCCUUCGUCCUCAUCAUGACGGUGCCGCUGCGCCGCCUCAUCCUCUCCAGGAUUUUUGAGGAACGGGAGCUGCAGGCGCUGGAUUGCGACGAGGAUUCUCCCAACUUCGAUGAGGACGGACGAGACGAAUACAAUGAGAUCCAUAUGCUCGUAUGAAUAUAAAGUGGACCUUAAUGCUAAGAACUUACUUUGUCCUUUGGCUCUGACUAAUCAAAGCACACAAGCCUCCUGGAGACCUCUCUGGUUAGCUGUGGAGAAGGCAAGAGAAUCUCCUGUAGUCUCCUGUGGUAUUUGUAAAUACUAUGAGUUUACUGCUGGAUGAGAACAUCUUACCUUUGCUUAAAUCAGCACGGUGGUGGUGGUCUUGUGUUAACCUCCCCUGAAGAUUCUGUUUUCUCUUUGUCAGAGGCCAUGAAAUAGAAGUGGAAAAUGUAAAUCUUGAAAAAAAAAAACAACUUGUAACAUGAACACUUUCUGUCCUUUCUAUCCCUUUAACUAUUCUGCAGGUUCUGGGCGUAAGUGCAAUGAUAAUGGUGACCUCUAGGAUGAUAGUAGCUGCAGAGUUUAGACUAAUUGUGGCCCUUAAUUUGAUCUAAAAUGACAUUUAUUAAGGCAUAUUAAUCUUAACAAAUUUAAAACCCCUGAAAGAAUUUCACUGCCUACAGUAUAAUUGAGCUGCCUUUUCUCCUCUCUACCACUGUACUGCCAGUUAUUUUAUGUUGCAAUGAUGUGUAAACAAGGAGCUAGGUCUGCCUUUUUCUUUUCUGUACAGACUUUUUGAAAUGAGCGCUGUUACUGGGCAAAAGUUCACUUUUGUUGCUGCCAACCGAGUUUGUUGGCACAAUACUGCUCUUGAAAUGUCUCCUGAAGCCAAAAUCCCCAGAGACUGCUCGAAAGCUCGUCAAGGAUUGUUACUGUAGUCUGUAAGGUGUUGGACACUCUUCAUACCAGUCCGUGGAUCCCGUUAUUGUGACCUUUCAUAUAUAUAAUAUAUGAAAAGAUAUGAAGUAUACAGCUAAAAUAGUCCCAACCUUUAUUUUUCUACUUUCUUGUAUCUAUUUAACUUGUGUUGUUUUGGACUUGAUGUCAUGCAAGAUUCUCUGUCGUGUUUAGACUUAAACUGCUGCAGGAGUCAAAUGAAAAGAAAAAAGACAACAUUGUAGGUCGACACAUUAAAAAAGAGCAAAGACCCCAUUAUUCAUCUGUUCUUUCAUCUUCUCUCAGAGAUGUCCCCGCUGCGGUUGCAUUUUUCACCAAUGAGAUGAAUAUUUAUAACACACUUGACUGGAAAAUCAUCGAAACUAAGCAAACUCACAAGUACUGAAAAUGUUGGAGAGCAGUUGAGUGUUGGCAGGAUGGAUGAAUGUUAAAGCGCACCAAAGGACUGUGAGCUUGGAAUUGUAAUGCACCAUCUGUGUUCACAGUUGCUUUGGAAAAACCAAGAGAUUUAGUUUUCACCUCAUGUAUUUUUGAGCCUAUUAAUAGAAUAUUUCAAAGGAAAUAUAGCUUUUCAACAUGGUCAGAAACCUUUUUGAUGUGGAAAAAUGUAUGAGUUGUUUAGAAAUGAAUGUCCGACAUUGAUCGGGGGGGUUGUUAUUUUUUUAAUGCUAUUAAGGACUUGGGAGGCUUUGUUUCAGUAGUUUCAACCUGAAUAAGUAACAUUUCGAACCCAGUAUUUUAUUAACAGAACAGCUGUGACACUCUUUGGUAGAAAUACCACAGAGCUGCCUUUCAUAAGGACAAUUUUCAACUACCGGCGUUUGUUUACAGCAAUGUUCUUAACACCCAGUGUUAAGGGGUGGAGCCAUCUACGUGCCUCUUUCGACAUCUCCCCCACAGCUUUGUGCUAGCCUUAUCCCAAGGUACAGCGCAUGCAGCAUGAUGUGAACCUGGGUGGAGAUAAAGACGAGCAGGCUGGAUAAUCCUACUAUGAUCUGGGUUUGGGAUGUCACAACUCUGAAAAUCCGAACAAUAUAAUUUUAGAUGGUUGUUGGGGAUUUUUGAUUUGUUUGUUACCGAAGAAACCCAAA
Molecule: messenger RNA, 6059 nt
Organism: Cololabis saira (Pacific saury)
Lineage: Eukaryota; Metazoa; Chordata; Actinopteri; Beloniformes; Belonidae
Gene: slc4a3
Product: solute carrier family 4 member 3
Exons: 23
Coding region: 454-4185 (1243 amino acids)
Biological process (GO): transmembrane transport; regulation of intracellular pH; monoatomic anion transport
Cellular component (GO): plasma membrane
Molecular function (GO): monoatomic anion transmembrane transporter activity; solute:inorganic anion antiporter activity
Source: RefSeq, a predicted model, not a curated record